CGUCACUGAUGCUGAAUGUUGGCAAGCACGGUCUCCACUCACAUCUAGACCAUUCAUAGCGCCCGUGUCUCAUUCUUGAUAGCCAGCACAGCCCGAAGAGUCAACAGACAAACCUGCUCAGCUAUGGGACCAUACAGGGUAUUCACCCGCUAUGAGCCGUAGUGGGUAUAAAAGUAAAGAACAUGUGUGACAAGUACGGCUCUGUCAAAUUUUCCAGUGGACUUGAAAACUUCCCUCGAACAUUGAUCUCCUUGGCCCAGCUGAACCAUUACGCCGUCUACCGAUCGUCGGGAAACCGUACAACAUAGCACACCUCAAAUCUAAACUGACAAGCGCAUCCCUGACGAUGGGUUCAGAAGAACAAAAGCCAACGCCUGAGAAUGGCACACUAUUCCAGGGCUUCGAGUGGAAUGUCCCAGAUGAUCACAAACACUGGAAGCGUCUCGCUGAACAGCUGCCCAAGCUCAAAGCGAUUGGUAUCACUAACAUCUGGCUACCUCCGGGUUGCAAAGCCGCGAAUCCAAAGGGUGUGGGCUACGACAUCUAUGACCUAUACGAUCUGGGCGAAUUUGAUCAGAAAGGCGCCAAAGGCACGAAAUGGGGAACAAAGGAAGAGCUAUUGGAGCUCGCCAAAGUUGCCAAGGAACACAACGUUGGCCUUUACUGGGAUGCUGUGUUGAAUCACAAGGCGGGCGCAGAUAGGACAGAGAAGUGCCGCAUCGUGGAAGUAGACGAAAACGAUCGGACAAAGGAGAUAUCCGAUGCCUACGAAAUCGAGGGGUGGCUAGGAUUCGACUUCCCAGGACGUGGCGAGCAAUAUUCCAAGAUGAAGUACCACUGGGAGCACUUUUCUGGAACCGACUACAACCAGGCCAAUGAGAAGAAGGCCAUUUACAAGAUCCUGGGAGACAACAAGGGCUGGUCGCAAAGUGUGGACACGGAAUCCGGCAAUGCUGAUUACAUGAUGUUUGCAGACAUUGACUACUCGCACCCUGAAGUUCAAGAAGACGUUAAGAACUGGGGUAUAUGGAUAACCAAAGAACUCGGGCUCAAGGGGUUCCGCCUCGAUGCUGUGCAGCACUUCAGCUCAAGAUUCACCAACGAAUGGAUGAAGAACCUUCGUGGGCAAUGCGGAGACGACAUCUUCAUUGUAGGCGAGUUCUGGUCGGGCGAUGUCAAAGAAAUGAGCGAAUGGCUCGACGGCAUGAACCACGAAAUUUCCCUUUACGACUCGCCGUUGCUUAACAAGUUCGGCUCGCUAUCCACAUCCGAAUCUGCCGAUCUGAGGACAGUGUUUGACGAUUCACUGGUCAGGCUGCGGCCGAUAGAUGCUGUGACGGUUGUCACUAACCACGACACGCAACCGGGACAGGUCAUGGAGACCAAGAUUGAGGGCUUCUUUAAGCCGCUUGCAUAUGCACUGAUUCUACUCCGACAAGAAGGAUACCCAUGUCCGUUCUAUGGUGAUCUGUAUGGACUGUCUGAGCCGCACGAAACACCGGCGUCGUGCGGUGGCAAGCUUGCAGACCUUAUCCUGGCGCGUAGGCUGUUUGCAUACGGAGUGCAGGAAGACUACUUCAACGAGGCCAAUUGCAUUGGGUUUGUGCGUCGUGGGACAUGGGACAAGGUGGCGGGUCUUGCAUGUGUGAUGAGCAAUGCGGGGCCAGGGCAGAUCAAAAUGGCUGUUGGUGAGAUGCACGCCGGGGAGAAGUGGACCGACGUGCUUGGAUGGGAGCAGGGCGAGGUAGAGAUUGACAGUGAAGGCUACGGACUGUUCAGGUGUCCUGGCACCAGCGUCGCGGUGUGGGUGCGAAGUGAUGCUGAGGGACGCGACCAGUUCCCCACCAACUUCGAUGCGGAUGUGUAUGGCCAGGGAUCAUCUGCGUAAUGGUUGCGAUAGAGGGUGUACGAGUAGGGUAGUUGAAGCACGGCGAUCGUGGCCUAUGACGCAAGUUUACCCACCCUCCUCUCCAAGAUACGCGUGUAUGUAAUGAUGGGCAUUGUAUCAUCUGAAAAAGAAGACAUGGCGUGAUGCGCUGUCGUCGGCCUGUCGCCGUG
This is a messenger RNA of Bipolaris sorokiniana ND90Pr, 2058 nucleotides long. Its product is annotated as glycoside hydrolase family 13 protein. Bases 347 to 1888 code for a protein of 513 amino acids. The record is from RefSeq and is a predicted model, not a curated record. The transcript has 2 exons. NCBI's taxonomy places the organism in Eukaryota, Fungi, Ascomycota, Dothideomycetes, Pleosporales, Pleosporaceae. Gene Ontology annotation, biological process: carbohydrate metabolic process. Gene Ontology annotation, molecular function: calcium ion binding; hydrolase activity, hydrolyzing O-glycosyl compounds.